Molecule: messenger RNA, 1086 nt
Organism: Sceloporus undulatus (fence lizard)
Lineage: Eukaryota; Metazoa; Chordata; Lepidosauria; Squamata; Phrynosomatidae
Product: zinc finger protein 239-like
Exons: 1
Biological process (GO): negative regulation of transcription by RNA polymerase II
Molecular function (GO): DNA-binding transcription repressor activity, RNA polymerase II-specific
Source: RefSeq, a predicted model, not a curated record
AAUGAGCAGCAGAGAGAGAACUAUGAGGAGCCACCUGCGACGUCAACGGAAAUUAUGGAGCCUUUCAUGGAAGAGGAGGAGUUUAGAAAUCAAAAGAAACCAAAAAGGAAAAGAGGAAACCAAAGGAAGAACGAGGAGAACAACUCCUCUGCCUCUCAGGAUGCCGAAUUUCCUGAACAACUGGCUUUAUACUCAGACCAAGAUGAAUGUCUUGCCUGGGGGAGAAUGUGCAAAUGCAAAUCACAAUUAAACACACACUUCAGUGUUCCCAUGGGAGAGAGACCAUACAAAUGCAUGGGAUGUGUGAAGAGCUUCAAUCAGAGUGAUAGUCUACGUUCACAUCAAAGGACCCACACAGGAGAGAAACCAUAUAAAUGCAUGGAAUGUGAGAAGAGCGUCAGUGACAGUGGAAAUCUAUGUAAACAUCAAAGGACCAACACAGGGGAGAAACCCUAUAAAUGCAUGGAAUGUGGGAAGAGCUUCAGCAACAGUGGAACUCUACGUUUACAUCAAAGAACUCACACCGGGGAGAAACCAUAUAAAUGUGUAGAAUGUGGGAAGAGUUUCAUUGAAAGUGGAAAAUUACGUUCACAUCAAAGAUCCCACACAGGGGAGAAACCCUAUAAAUGCAUGGAAUGUGGAAAGAGCUUCAGUCAGAGUGGAACUCUCAGUUCUCAUCAGAAGACCCACACAGGAGAGAAACCCUAUAAAUGCAUGGAAUGUGGGAAGAGCUUCAACAACAGCGGAACUCUAUACAGACAUCAAAAAACUCACACAGGGGAGAAGCCAUACAAAUGCAUGGAAUGCGGGAAGAGCUUCAGUCAGAGUGGACAUCUAUGUUCACAUCAAAGAACCCACACAGGGGAGAAACCAUAUAAAUGCAUGGAAUGUGGGAAGAGCUUCAGUGAGAGUGGAAGUCUACAUACACAUCAAAGAACCCACACAACAGAGAAACCAUAUAAAUGCAUGGAAUGUGAGAAGAGCUUCAGUAACCGUAGAAAUCUACGUUUACAUCAAAGAUCCCACACAGGGGAGAAGCCAUACAAGUGCAUGGAAUGUGGGAAGAGCUUCAGUCAGAGUGGAAGU